Messenger RNA from Osmia bicornis bicornis, 399 nucleotides. RefSeq lists its product as uncharacterized. The record is from RefSeq and is a predicted model, not a curated record. Lineage: Eukaryota; Metazoa; Arthropoda; Insecta; Hymenoptera; Megachilidae. The transcript has a single exon. The coding region runs from base 1 to 339 and encodes 112 amino acids.
AUGAGGAUAUUUAGGAAGUAUUGUAGAAAGCCGGGUCUACCUCUUCAACAAUUCGUCAAUAGAAUGGCGGAGAUUCAGGCACACGGAGAAAAUAGGACGAGGGUCGUUCCGUCUUCUGAUAUUGAAAUAUCUGUGGCUCUUGGUUGCGAUACUGAUAUUCUCCAGUAUCGUAGGAUACAAUUUAAUGGCAUGUCCUUCACUAUUGAUGCACGCGAUAAUUGCUACAUCUUGCGCGAUGGUGCCAUAUAUAUUCUGUCCUCCAUUGCCGAGCAUAGAAAUACAUUCCGUUUAGGUGUUCAAAAUUCACUGAGGUCGGUGAUAUUUUUGAUAUCGGAAUAAAAUCCUCUGCUGUAGAUUCGUAUAAAUGUAGAUAUUUGAGCCCCGAGUCCACAUGAUAUU